Molecule: messenger RNA, 2299 nt
Organism: Dichomitus squalens LYAD-421 SS1
Lineage: Eukaryota; Fungi; Basidiomycota; Agaricomycetes; Polyporales; Polyporaceae
Product: chaperonin GroL
Exons: 4
Coding region: 43-1827 (594 amino acids)
Biological process (GO): mitochondrial unfolded protein response; protein refolding; apoptotic mitochondrial changes
Cellular component (GO): mitochondrial inner membrane; mitochondrial matrix
Molecular function (GO): ATP-dependent protein folding chaperone; ATP binding; protein-folding chaperone binding
Source: RefSeq, a predicted model, not a curated record
GUUCUCGUCAUCACCUCCGUCGCCCUCGCCCCCGCUUUCGCCAUGCACCGUCUGUCCAACGCGUCCUCUUCUGCUGUUCGUCGCACUGCCCCGAAGGCCGCGAAGCCUGUGCUCAAGCGCGGCGCCCACAAGGAGAUUAAGUUCUCCAACGAGGGUCGGGCCAGUAUCUUGAACGGUGUCGACAUCCUUGCCAACGCCGUCAGCGUUACUCUCGGUCCUAAGGGUCGCAACGUCAUCAUCGAGCAGCCCUUCGGUGGGCCCAAGAUCACCAAGGAUGGUGUCACCGUUGCAAAGUCGAUCACUCUCAAGGACAAGUUCGAGAAUCUCGGUGCUCGUCUCGUCCAGGACGUCGCCCAGAAGACAAACGAGAUUGCUGGUGACGGUACCACUACUGCGACUGUCCUUGCCCGUGCAAUCUAUGCCGAGGGCGUGAAGAAUGUCGCCGCCGGCUGCAACCCCAUGGACCUCCGCCGCGGCUCCCAGGCUGCCGUCGACCGUGUCGUCGAGUUCCUUUCCAGCCACACCAAGACGAUCACUACUACUGCUGAGAUUGCUCAGGUCGCGACUAUCUCCGCCAACGGCGAUGCUCACGUUGGCAACCUCAUCGCUCAGGCCAUGGAGAAGGUUGGCAAGGAGGGCGUUAUCACCGUCAAGGAGGGCCGCACCAUCGAGGAUGAGAUAGAGAUCACUGAGGGUAUGCGCUUCGACCGCGGCUUCAUCUCCCCUUACUUCGUCACCGACGUCAAGAACCAAAAGGUGGAAUACGAAAAGCCCCUUAUCCUCCUCUCCGAGAAGAAGAUCUCGUCUAUCAACGACAUCCUCCCCUCGCUGGAGAUCGCUGCCCAGGCUCGUCGCCCCCUCAUCAUCAUCGCCGAGGACGUCGACGGUGAGGCUCUUGCCGCGUGCGUUGUCAACAAGCUUCGCGGUCAGCUCCAGGUCUGCGCCGUCAAGGCCCCCGGCUUCGGUGACAACCGCAAGUCCAUCCUUGGCGACCUUGCCAUCCUCACCGGUGGUACCGUGUUCACCGACGAGCUCGACAUCAAGCUCGACCGCGUCACCGCCGACAUGCUCGGCUCCACCGGUGCCAUCACCGUCACUAAGGAGGACACCAUCAUUCUCAACGGCGAGGGCUCCAAGGAUGCCAUCCAGGCGCGUUGUGAGCAGAUUCGUGCUCUCAUCGAGGACCGCACGACCUCGGAAUACGACCGCACCAAGCUCCAGGAACGCCUCGCGAAGCUCUCUGGCGGUGUCGCCGUGAUCAAGGUCGGCGGUUCGUCCGAAGUUGAGGUCGGUGAGAAGAAGGACCGCUACGAUGACGCGCUCAAUGCGACUCGCGCCGCCGUUGAGGAGGGUAUCCUGCCCGGCGGUGGUGUCGCCCUCCUGAAGGCGUCGCUCGCACUUGCAUCAAGCACACCCGGCGCACACGGCAACCAGCCUGUCUCCCCCGACGCGAAGCCAAUCGCCACCGCGAACUUCGACCAGGAGCUCGGCGUGUCCAUCAUCCGCCGCGCGCUGACGCACCCCUCGCGCCGCAUCCUCGAGAACGCGGGCGAGGAGGCGUCGGUCAUCGUGGGCACUCUCCUCAACCAGUACGGCGCUUCCGACAAGUUCGCAUGGGGAUACGACGCCAGCAAGGGCGAGUACGUCGAUAUGAUCCAGGCCGGUAUCGUCGACCCAUUCAAGGUCGUGCGCACGGCGCUCGUCGAUGCCGCGGGUGUCGCGAGUCUGUUGACGACGAGCGAGGCGUGCGUCGUCGAGCACGAGGACCCGAAGGCGGCACCCCCGAUGGGCGGCAUGGGUGGUAUGGGCGGUAUGGGUGGCUUCUGAGCGGGCUCUGACGUGGUCGGCGGGGGCGUGUAAGUCGUCUUCGUCGUCGUUGUCGCCGCGCGCCGGAACUCUCCUGUGUCAAAAGUAAUACACUGCUGCUUAGUCUUCUACUUUGCACUCGCCCAUCGCACACGUCUCAUCACAUCCUACGUACUACAUUGUCGCGCAUAGUCUUUGGCUGGUUCUAUGUUUUGGUCACCACAUGUUGCUACGAUAUACCUAGAUAGUUGCAUAGUCUAAUCGCUGUCUCUUACAUCACUCACGCACUUAUCAAUAUCAUGACGCACCCUACUCUUGAUCUCUAGCUUGAACAGUCGUCUUGGUGGGACAUUGAACGAGGUGGGAACGCGGAGAGUUAAGUGACAGGGGAGAUGUCGAAUGUUUUAUGUUGGCAUAGAUGACUGAGACGGUCAGCUGCCGUAUAUCACUCCGAAGUAGUUCGUAAACGCGCUCCAGCUACAAGUAAUAGCAU